CCCAGCUGCGCAUGGUAGCUUCUGGCUAAGGCGGAUAUAGCAGUUUCAUUCAGGAAAAAACAGUGAGGGGGAGUUUUGGUUAAACAUAUAUAAAGUACAUAUUAGUAUAAAGGUCGCAUCGGUCUUGCUUCAUGUCAUUCUCUUUUAAUAUUCAGUAAUGCGCACUUUGGCAUUCCUGGGCCUGUUCGUACUGACGACGUUUUCACAGUCGGCAAAAAAAGAUGAAGAUGAGGAAUGGGUGCAUCUGCCGGAUAAAUGCGAGGUGUGCAAGUAUGUGUCAGUGGAGAUGAAGUCUGCCUUUGAAGAAACGGGGAAAACCAAAGAAGUGAUUGACACAAAGUAUCGUUUUUUGGAUGAAAAGGGGACUCCAAUAAAAUAUGUCAAAUCUGACAUCCGAUUCAUCGAAGUCAUAGAGUCCAUUUGCCAGAGGCUGAUGGAGUAUAAUUUGCACAAGGAAAGGCAAGGAAGCAACCGUUUUGCUAAGGGAAUGUCAGAGACUUUCACAACGCUGCACAACCUGGUCCACAAAGGGGUGAAGGUGGUGAUGGAUAUCCCGUACGAGCUGUGGAAUGAGACCUCUGCAGAAGUGGCAGACCUUAAAAAACAGUGCGAUGUGAUGGUGGAGCAGUACGAGGAUGUCAUUGAGGAGUGGUACCGACACCAUCAGGAUGAAGACCUCACUACCUACCUGUGUGAGAAACACGUGCUAAAAGGCCAGGACACAGGCUGCCUGAAAGAAGUCUGGAUUGGGAAAAGGGGCGAAACUGCCGCCAUUGAUGAGAAAAAGAAGAAGAAGAAGAAAAAGGGUGAGGGAGAGGCAGGAAAGCAGAAGAAGAAGACGAAAAAGAAGAAGAGCAAGCUGCCGGAUGAGCAUGAACAGGGAAGGGACAGGGACGAGUUCACAUCUGAUGAAGAUAUCCAGAAGAAAAGCCCACUGCCCAGAGAGAAGAGUGAGCUGUGAUGCGUCCUAUAGCACGGGCCUAUUGUGUGUAAAGAGUUUGAAAUAUUCCUGGACUUCACAGAGACAUCUGAAAGGCAGAGUGAGGAUUCCAGAUAUACACCUUUCAAGCCCUGAUGCUGUUAGCAUUGGCAGCUUGUUAAACAUGCUGUCCCUUAUCUAGUAAUAUGUUGGCUGAUAUGCAAGGACAUGAUUGUAGUAUGUCUUCUGGUGAAGGCUGUAAUAAUGACUUUGACGGUGCACAGAAGAGAUGCCCCAUGGCUAAUAUGCAGUGUCUUGAGCUAGACUGAAGGCUCUUUGAAACUGGUUUCACAUCUGAAAAAGUCCUUAGCCCUGAGAUGCACUGCAAGCCCAACACAAAGUGAGCAGCAAUAGUAAAAGCAUUGUUAUUAACACCCCCCUUUUCUGUCCAGAGCACAGAUAGGAACUAUUUUAAAACUGAAGCUAGGAACACUUUUAAAAUUCCUGAAUCUGGACAACUUUUCAUAUGACUAAUAAAGAGAAUCAGAUUGGAGUACUGUGCUCCCUUGUACUGUACCUGAUGACCCUGUGUUCUAUACAGUAGGAACACUAGAAACAUGCUGACAAAACCCAGAUUAGUCCUGGAACCCUAUCAGCUCCCCAUCAGUCUAAAAUCCAAGCCGCACCUUUUUGGUAAAAACAUCCUUACGUUGCUUAAAUUAUACUGAGAUGAUGACAGUGGUAUGCUGCUUGCAUUGCGCAGUGGAAUGUAGAUGGAAUUUCACAUGCUGCUGUGCUAGCUGAUAGCUCAUUUUGAAAUGGUAAUAAAUAACAGGACUUGACUAAGAGCUAAUUGUAAAAAAAAUUGGAAAUUGAGGAGCCAGAAGAAUAAUUCAAAAGAAGCUGUAACACUUUUUCUUUAUCUGGCACUUUUUAAAGGUAAUUAACUUUUAGACAUUAUAACCUCUCUGUCAAAUUGAUUUGUUUUAUUAUGCUGUGAUUUAUCCACUCCCUUCUGAUUAUUAACCUGUAUAAUUUUUUCUGUAAACUCACUUUAGCCAUCUAGUCACAAAAAGUCACACAAAGAAUUGAGUUUCUAAAUGAAACAAAUGCUCAGGUUUGAAAACUAACUUUAACCAGAUAUAAAUCCUGGCUUAUCAUAACAGUAUGGUUUCAAAGUUUUCUUGAUGCUCUAAAGAAAAGCUUUACUGUAAAGAGGGUUUUUGUUUAAAACACGUUCACAAUUGGGCUUCCUGCACCUACAGUAAUACCAAAAUACUUCUCUUUCAUAAUAAAUUACCCGUUUGUAGCCUCA
This is a messenger RNA of Lepisosteus oculatus (spotted gar), 2234 nucleotides long. It is a transcript of the gene cnpy3, whose product is annotated as canopy FGF signaling regulator 3. The record is from RefSeq and is a predicted model, not a curated record. Lineage: Eukaryota; Metazoa; Chordata; Actinopteri; Semionotiformes; Lepisosteidae.